AUGGGAUGUAGAAAUUCAAAAAUAUCUUCAGCAAAUACUACUGUUUUAGGGGUUGUCCAGAUUAUGAUUGGUAUCUAUCAUGUACUCAUGUGGUAUUUCCUAUUACUGUUGUAUAUGGGACAAAUUAAAGGAGUAUUUGGAACGUAUGAACCUUUAACUUACAAAAUGGGAACUUCUUUAUGGGGACUUGCUUUUGUCAUUUCAGGAGCCUUCACAGUAAAAGCAGCAAAACAUCAGAGUAAACAUAUGCUUCUCUGCACUAUGGCCCUAAACAUACUCUGCAUAAUUAUUACGAUCAUCGCAGCCAGCCUGACAAUAGUGGAAUUGGCUCACUUCCGUUCUGUGUCGUAUAGAAAUUACGGACAAGCCAAGCUGGGAAGGGAAGUGUCCCGUGUUUUGUUGUGCUCCUACCCCCUGGAAUUCGCAAUUGCCCUCACAUACUCCAUCUCUAGUUGUGCAUAUUUGCCCUUAAAUUCAAUUGUGAAGCAAUUGGUGAAGAAAACUUGGAGGACCUCAAACAGUAGCCUUGCUGCAUGGAGAAAGAUCAUUUGGCUGCUUUUUCCUUUCCAGGCAGAAAAGCGAGAGGAAAGCUUAGAGAAUAUUUCUGAAGUAGUGGAAGGCAACUCCUGA
This is a messenger RNA of Apodemus sylvaticus (European woodmouse), 630 nucleotides long. Its product is annotated as membrane-spanning 4-domains subfamily A member 13. Bases 1 to 630 code for a protein of 209 amino acids. Gene Ontology annotation, cellular component: plasma membrane. The record is from RefSeq and is a predicted model, not a curated record. Gene Ontology annotation, biological process: cell surface receptor signaling pathway. Lineage: Eukaryota; Metazoa; Chordata; Mammalia; Rodentia; Muridae. The transcript is spliced from 9 exons.